Symbiodinium necroappetens is the source of this 1410-nucleotide messenger RNA. The record is from the annotation of a GenBank genome assembly. Lineage: Eukaryota; Dinophyceae; Suessiales; Symbiodiniaceae.
AUGGCCACCAAAGAGUGCCCUUCGCGCCCUCUGACUGGUUUUUCGGAGGAGAAUCUGGUGUUUUCUCAGUCGGCAGCUCAGGCGAAGAAGGAGGACCACGACGACAACCGUGCUGCGAGUUCGGCGGCGAGUUCGGCACUUCCGCCUCCGCCAAAAGCCGAAGAGGACGAUGCGCCGCCUCCUCCAGAGCCUUCGUCAUCUUCGUCAGCGAGACGGGAAGAUGAUCAAGAUGCCGCUCAUGCCGAUUCAGAGCGAGACGACGGGCAUCUGCUGCCUCCUCCUUCCAGGGUAAAAUCCCUGCGGCAAACUCAAUGGGAGGAGUCCGGGCGAAAGCGCCCACGGGGCGGCAAGAAAAACCAGGAGAAGAUCGCGAGCAUGCCCAAGGCCGCAAAUGUAGAAGAACAUCGGCAAAGAGUGUCAGCAUGGGCUCGAGAGUGGAACAACAUGACCAAAGAGGACAAAGAGAAAUAUGUAUCCCAAUCUAAGAAAGAAAAGAGCGCCCGGGAUGAGGUUCUGGAAGAAGUGGCCUUCGAGAAGAAAUGGGAAAAGCCGCAAGAGUCGGAGAGCCAGGGCUCAGCUCAAGCGGGAGCAGCUGUGCCAGUCAAAAUGGGAGACUGGCUGUUGCAGGAAAGGCUUGGUCAGGGCACCUAUGGAGAGACAUUUGUGGCCGUCAAUAUCAAGCUUGGACUCAAAGGUGCUUUGAAGAUGUUCACAGGUAACAACGAGAGCAAAAACGAGGAGUUUGAGGUCUACCAAUGCCUUCAAAAAGCGGCUACUAAGCCGGUUCAGGCAUCAUGCUUCCUCCCUAUCCUUGACUUCUCCCGGGCUGACACCUGCAGCUGGAUGGUGGUGCCGUGGAUUCCUUCUGGAUGCCUACGGCAAUGUCUGAGCAAGACUGGCCCGCUGAAAUCUGCUGCGUUGCGGGCCAUGCUGCUUCAGGGGGCCAGUGCACUCGAUUACUUGCACAGUCUGAAUUGGCUGCACUUGGAUGUGAAGCCGGCCAACAUGCUAUGGGAUCCGCUCGCCUCCAAACUUUAUCUCAUAGACUUCAGCCUCGUGGAAAGCCUGCCGCUCAAGGGCGACAUAUUCGGCAACAAUGUUUGUACGCAGCCAUACAGGCCACCGGAGGCAUGGAAGCUCCCGUGCAACGUGGGCAAAUUUACAGAUGCAUUCUCCUUGGGUGUUUCCGGCUUUGAAGCAGCCACGGCCCGACUGCUGUUCCCAGACCCGAACAAGAUCGCCAGAUGGAAGGUUAACCGGCAAAACGCUGCCGGCACUUUGCUUUGGAGCGGCAUGCCCUCCGAUGUGCGCCUCGUUCUUUGGCAUCUGACGGAUGCCGAUUACCAGCAUCGCAUGGCUUUGGGGCGUGUCGCUGAGCGGCUGAAACAGCCAGCAGGAGUAGAUGAUUGA